Molecule: messenger RNA, 2403 nt
Organism: Lasiosphaeria miniovina
Lineage: Eukaryota; Fungi; Ascomycota; Sordariomycetes; Sordariales; Lasiosphaeriaceae
Exons: 3
Coding region: 1-2403 (800 amino acids)
Source: RefSeq, a predicted model, not a curated record
AUGCGUCGCCGAUUGCGGCCCAGUUCCUACGCCAUCCUUGCGGUGCUAUGGCUCAUCUUGUUGCAUGCUACUCAAGCAGCACGGUUUCCACAAUCCGUAGACCAAGCGGUGCAAGACUAUCGCCAGCGGCGUGACGACCUCAUCCAAGUUUUUGUUGAUCUCACCGACACGCAGCCACUUGAAUACACAGUCGUCGAGCCACCACCGCCAUGCACCAACCCGCGCGGCUGCCGCGGCGGCACGGGCAGUCCCAAAACGGUCCACAAGUCCCACGCGUUUGGUUCCUUCAAGGACCACGGAAGCAGACAUAGCUUCCGUCGCAUGGCAGCCUGGCUGUUGGCUUAUAAGAGACGGUACCAAAAGAGCGGCGAUUAUCGAGACCUCAUGACGAAUCCAAAGCCACUCAUCGAUGCACCGACCAUGGUGGCAAAUUGGACCAAGACGAUAUACAAGUAUGCGAGGACCGGCACGGACACGAACGGAGGACCGGCAGACUAUGACAUGGUUCUGAAGGAGAUGGUGAUGUUCUUGUAUCUCUUCCAAAAUGAACCCACCCUCUUAAGCAACGAUGCGGCCUUCAACAUAUUAGACAAAGGUCUUGUUUACCGCGGCAACGAUUGGGGCUCGCAUAUGCGCUUCAAAAUCGACUUUGUGGGCACCUACCCUGAGACUGAAAAUCAUGUCCUCAUGACACUCUCGAGCAUGUAUCUGACCAACCAGUGGAUUUACAACAACCCCCGAAAGGACCCGAGACUCACCAAAGGCGCGUACGUGAAGAGGAACGACUUCAAAAACUCGGCGUCAUUCGAGGAAAUGCUGCUGCAGGCCAUGGCGCGCAUCGUAUACUCGGACUACUUUGAGACCAACGCGCGACCGUACCAGUCCUUCUCGCUGCACUCGCUAUUCAACCUGUUUCUGUUUGCCGACAGCGCCGCGAUCCGCGAGGGCGCGCGCAACGCUAUCGACUUCACGCUGACCAAGUUCGCGUUCCAGUCGUACGAAGGCAAGCGGCUGGCGCCGCAGCGGCGCCAGUCGCUGUACCGCAACAGCAUGUCCAUGUACGCCAACGACGCCACCACGUUCGUGGCCGGCGUACUGUCGGGCUACUACGCGUGGAACGACACAGUCACCCUCGUGCCGUCGUCGUCACCCGCCCGCAUCAACCUCGACGCCUACUUUCCAGCCGCGUACAACGGCAACGGCAUGGGCCACAUGCUCUGGGCGGCCCUGUCACAAGACAGCAACCUGCUAGGCAACAAGACGUACGCGGUGCCGCGGGCGGUGCACGACUUCAUGCUGCGCAAGCGGCGCGCGUACUGGGCGCGCAUGCAGGCGCGUUUCUACGAGCGCAACUAUGCCAAGCACCACUGGCCGCGGUACUUUGUCGACGGGCCGUCGUCCAAGAUCUGGGCCGACGGGCCGGUUGAGUGGGCGGCCGAGCUGUACUACGGCGCGAGCCACGUGCUCAACGUGGCCGGGGGCCGCCACAACGACUACCCGCUGACGGGCUGGGGCGACGCCUACAUGUACGACUUCACGCCCAAGCCGUCGUACGUUAUGCCCGGCGGCCACGUGCGAGAUUGGGGCGAGGGGACGGCGAAGAUGGCCGAGGACACGCUGCUGGCGACGACGGCAGCAACCGACGGCGCCAGCAACCUCGGCACGUACAAAGGCGUCACCUGGGCGUACGCGACCACGACCACCGAGAGGCCCGGCACCGGGAAGCUGCUCGAGCCGUUCCGCGUUCCGGCCGCCUGGAAGCGCGCCGGCGAGGGCCAGGACACCUUCAUCCCGCUGCCGGCGGGCAGCAACCCGAAGACGGCGCGCGAGGUCGUCUUCCGCUUCUACGACCGCACCACCACAACAGGCGACACAAAGACGGGUUACUACCUCGUGACGGCCGGGCUUAAGGUUGUCGCCGCGGGCCGGCAGAACAUCAUCCGCGGCUUCUGGGAAGUGGUGCCGCCCUCGCCACGCUUCGCGUCGCUCGCGGACGUGCAAGCGCACGUGCUGCGCAGCAACCCGUCCAACGGCGCGUUCGCGGCGUCGGCGUCGGCGUCGGCCUCGUCGCCGUCCUCGAUAUUAAAAUACAACUCGACAACCAACGAGGUCAUCGAGCUGUUCGCCGACGGCGGUCUCACAAAUCUUGGUGGCAUCGCCGGUGUCGUGCACCCCAACGGCACGCGCCUGCCGCUGCGCGACGUGCAUGCCGACGGCGCGGGCCGCGGUGCAGGCUUGCCGCUGAUCGACGUCGCCGAGCUGGACGAGGCUGGGCUGGCGACGGGGGUCAAGUAUGCCUAUUCGAAGGGCGACGGGUACCUCGUGGUGCGCAAUCCGUUUGUGGGAGACGUGCUGUGCAUUGACUCGCGGGAUUAUCGGCAGCCGAGGAGGGGGUGCUCGUAG